Molecule: messenger RNA, 3000 nt
Organism: Callorhinchus milii (elephant shark)
Lineage: Eukaryota; Metazoa; Chordata; Chondrichthyes; Chimaeriformes; Callorhinchidae
Product: AN1-type zinc finger protein 5
Exons: 6
Coding region: 302-1030 (242 amino acids)
Molecular function (GO): DNA binding; zinc ion binding
Source: RefSeq, a predicted model, not a curated record
GGCCGGAAGUAUCUUUGUCUGCUGUUCCUGGGGCGCCUGCGUCUCCUCUUCGGGCCUAUAGCUGGAGCCAGACUGAAGCCGGUGGGGCCUUGUUUGACUGUGCUUACCAGGCCCGUCUGUGUUCUGACCAGGACUGGGGUCAGAGGGUUCAGGUUGGCUGAAGUUCAAUCUGGCCACUGAGGUAGAACAGACAGACUAUCAUCAAAACUAUUGGUGGGGGGUAAUUUGUUAGUUAUUGAGUCUUUUUGUUGGAGACUCGGCUUGUGUUCUGGGUUGGCAGUUUUUCUCUUGCACACAGCGGAUGACUCAUUGCUUCACGCAACUUUUUUUUUCCUAUCUCAAUUCAGAGAGGAACUGUGACCUUUUACAAUACAAUAACCCAAAUCAAACUGAAGGUAUGGCUCAAGAAACUAAUCCGACCCAAGGGCCUAUGCUAUGUGCGACAGGCUGUGGGUUUUACGGAAAUCCUCGGACAAAUGGAAUGUGUUCGGUUUGCUACAAAGAUCACCUACAAAGGCAGCAGAAUGGUGGUAGAAUGAGUCCAAUGGGACCCGCAAAUAAUUCAAAUGGAUCCAGCUCUGAUUUCACUCAUGCCCAGCGAACAGAAAGCUUAAGCAACAUGGAGGGUGCCACCAUCAAUAUAACUGCCAAAACGAGAAACAUGCCUGGAUCAGCCUUGCCGGUGACACAGCAGAUGACAGAAAUGAGCAUUUCUAGAGAGGAGAAACCCACAGAAGCUGAGGUAGAGGAGCCAGUUGUAGCUCAGCCAUCUUCAUCAAUUGCGUCAGAGAGUGCUUCAGGGAAUGAAGAAUCUCCCGAAGUACCCAAAUCAAAGAAGAACAGGUGCUUUGCAUGCAGGAAGAAGGUUGGUUUUACAGCAGGUUUUGACUGCCGGUGUGGAAAUCUGUUCUGUGGACUCCAUCGUUAUUCGGAUAAGCACAAUUGUCCUUACGAUUACAAGGCAGAAGCAGCAAUGAAGAUCAGGAAAGAAAACCCUAUUAUUGUGGCUGAGAAAAUUCAGAGGAUUUAAACAGACAACUGAAGAGGACAGUAACUAUCAAAGACUGUGUUUAUUCCUUCCAUGUCCUCUGAUCUAUUUGAGGAUUUUCAUAGAGCAGAUGCAUGGGCUACUGUUCCUUGUCUGUCCAAGUUUCUGCUUUAGCCCUAGUUUCUAUUAAUUGUAAGGUGGUUGGACGUCAGUUUCGGAUUAAUUGGGCACAUCGUAUUGCAUGGCAAGCAUUGACCUACAAAGUGGAUAAUGGACAGGUUAGCAGUGGUUCUGAUGUGCCAAGUCAACACGAUACCAUGCAACAUGCUGUAGUGAUUUAAAUUCUGAGUAAAAUGACCAACCUGAAAUUUCAGUUGACUUCAGUAUAUUGCUUUUCAUGUCUAAGCACUGAGCGUUAGUAGCCUUUAGAUUUCAUUGUGAUAUAUGUUCUGUAGAAUUAAUCGUUAUAUGUUGAAUACUAUAGAACAUAUCUUUGCAUAGAUAAGGUUUGAAGGUGUGUGGCUGGCUCCAGUAGUACUGUUAUGGUUCUUGACUCUCUCCCUAUCUCUCUAGGUAUAUUUAGAAACAGUUUUGUAGGUUAAUGAUUUUCAUUCUGAUCAGAUAGUUCUUUUUCUUGUGAAAAUUUUUAAGAAGGCUUCCAAAGUCGUUGAUUAUUCACUUUGUAGUUGGGCAGUGAUUAUUGCUGCUUGCCUCUGCAAAAACUAGCUGGGUCCACAAAUGGUGGCCAAGUUACGAAUCACUUCUGCCAGCAACCAGAAGUGCAUCACACUGAUCCGCUUCCAUGUGUUUGGAAAGUAUUUUACUCUGCAUGUCAGACUGAACAAUGCAUAUUGCUGUAGUGGCCAAGUUAAUCUGGCUCAGUUGGGUUACAUUUGACUUAACAGUAGUGAAGCCUGGCUUUAUGUAUUAGCAUAUGUACAUUAGUCGUCUGUAGCUGUAUGAUAAAUGCAGGCUGUGCUUUACUAAAGGUUGCAUAUGUCUUUAGCAGAUGUGUUAGUAAAACAGGUCAAUUCUUAGCUGAGAUUAUGCCCAAGCAACUUUUCUGAUGUCCUGCUUGUAUGAAACAUUGGGUGUUGGUGGUGCAGAUUAUUUUUACACUGCAUUGAUGCCAAUUGUGCAGUAUAAUGCUGGUAUCUUUCCAAUGGCUAAAACUAGACCCCUUCCCAUGGCUGAUGCUCUGCAUUACCCACAGUAUAACUGUAGCACAGCCAACUUUUGAUUUUAAAAACACUCUGGCAGUCUCCUGGACUGAAGUUUGCCACUUCUAAUGCUAGAGUUUACAAAAGUUGGCUCUUUAACAUUAACUAGAGAGAUUUGUGCAAGGUGCCGUAUGUGUGCAUUGAAGUAUGCAUGCUCUGCUUUCCCCAUAGAUGGAACAGUACAAACCAGCAGUGCUAUCGUGGCUGUAUGCACUCGGCUCAUAAGUGCCCUCAAAUAAGUGCACUGCUUAGUUCAAUGUAACUGGGGACAUAAUGUUAAGUGUACAGGGGUAGGAGUCUAGUGUUGGUUUGUAUUGCAUGGGUCUCAUAUCUUCAGCAGUGUAAUGUACUAAUGGCAAAAUACUUCACCGAAGCUGUUGUACUUUUUAAAUCGGUUAUAUUGGAAGGUUUUGUGAUGUACUAAGUAUUUGCAUUUUUAAACCAGUACAGUUAGACAUGUAGUGUGAUUGGAACCUUUAAAUAGAUAUUAAGUUAACAAUUUGUUACCCAAGCUGUGAUCUUGAUUGCUGUUCAUUCUUGCAAUACCGGGUAACUCUGCACAGUUAACUAUAAUACACAGGGGCUUAGAUUUUGACAAAAGUAUAGAUAGUAUUUAUGCCUUUUUAAUUUUUAAUAUUCUAGAUAUGUAAUUUUUACAGAAGUGUUUAUAUUUAUGUAAUGCAUAUAAUCAUGCUACAGCAUCUAUGCUAAAUGGGGUGUAAAUAAAACUUAUGUACAGAAAUAACUUUUGGCAUGUUGCUGCUUUUUCUUGAGAAUAAAAUGAUGAAAUAA